AAUGGAAGAUUGUGUUUAUACUACAAUUACUGGAGCAGCUGGAAAUGCUGCUUAUUCUUUUAUUCCGUUAUUAGCUCAAGCUAAUCCUUUUGAAAAGCCUAUGUAUCUUUCUCUACUUGGAUCAAAAGGUACUGUAGAAAAGUUAGAGGCAAUUAAAAUGGAAAUAGAAGAUUGCUGUUUCAAUUCUAUUAGAGGAGUAUAUGUGACUGAUGAUCCGGAUAAGGCCUUUGGAAAUAGUCAUUGGAUUAUUAUGAUGGCAUCAAUUGCCAAACCAAAGACAGUACUUGAGCGAAGUUACCUUUUAAAGCAGAAUGUUUUAAUAUUUAGGGAGCACGCAAUAUCCUUAAAUAAAUACGCAAGACAGGAUGCUAAGAUAAUAGUUGUUUCUAAUCCUACUAAUACACUGGCGAUGGUCUGUCGGAAAUUCGCUCCAAAUAUAAAAACAGAAAAUAUAACAUGUAUGAAUAGAAUUGAACACAAUAGAGCUGUGGGUAAGAUUCUAAGAGCUUUUCCAAAUGCCCAUCUCGACUUAAAUAAACUGACUUUAUGGGGAAAUCAUUCAGAGAGUGUUGGAACUGAUGUUAGUCGAAUUGAAUUGCCUUCAUUAUAUGACAUAAAUACCUUCAAAAAAGAUCUUAUUGAGUUUGUCAGAUUCAGGGGACAAAAUGUGCUGAGAGCAAGAGGCGAGCCCAGCUGUUUAUCCGCAGCGAAAGCUGUUCUAGACCAAAUUCAAACUUUAUUGAGGCCAUCAAAAUAUGGCGAAUGGACUACCUUGGGAGUCGAAUCUAAAGGAUACUAUUCCUUUCCCAAGAACCUAUUUUGUUCCUUACCAGUUCAAGUGAAAGAAAAUUCUCAAUUCGAAAUAAUAAAAGAUCUAACAAUACCGAAAGAGUUGGAAGGCUUGUUUCAAACAUCAAUUCAAGAGCUGAUCAACGAGCGUCACUUAGUGGAAGAAGUUUUAAAUAAUAGCGAAUAA
Messenger RNA from Dimorphilus gyrociliatus, 976 nucleotides. The record is from the annotation of a GenBank genome assembly. Lineage: Eukaryota; Metazoa; Annelida; Polychaeta; Dinophilidae.